Molecule: messenger RNA, 1427 nt
Organism: Seminavis robusta
Lineage: Eukaryota; Bacillariophyta; Bacillariophyceae; Naviculales; Naviculaceae
Source: the annotation of a GenBank genome assembly
ACGUAAACAACAUUUCCACGCUGACCUCCUCGUUGCGAUGUCAGAGCCAAUGAUCAUCACUCCUACCCCUGGGAGUGCACAACCCAACCACUCCGUGCCGCCCUUCCAGAAGGCCAUCACUAUGCCCUUUCAAACCAAGAUCCAAACCAGGCAAUGGUUUGCUUAUACGUGUACUUGUUUCCCCCCAAGAAAUCAGCAUCUAGCAAGGAUCCUCGCUGCUUGAUAUAUCAGCCAUGGCAACAACGGCCAAACCGGCCAUCACCAGUAUCGCUGGACGCAAAGAGGGGCGUCGGUCAAAAUCUGCCUCCAAUGACAAAGAAAACCAUGGACCGUCGUUGACAGUCAAGCUUGAUGUGGGGGGCACUGUCUACAAGGUCUCACGGUCACUCAUUGAGUCCUUUCCAGGCACGAUGCCGGCCAAGCUUGUCUCCAAGCGGUGGACUACUCGCGCGGACGACGACACGAUGAUUUUCAUUGAUCGGAAUGGAGAUAGAUUCCAGUACGUGCUCGACUACAUGCGAGAUAACGAAGUGCACUUGCCACUUUCCGUUCCCAAGGCCGCUAUUGUCAAAGACCUGGAAUUCCUAGGGUUUACAAACAUUGACACGAACAGCAUUCAUGAUGGUGCUGCCAGUGCCGAAGCUGCCACGCAGAUUGCCAAGUGCGAAGCCCUUUAUCAGAAAGAAUUGGAGCUUUGCCAUCGAACUGUCCAACGAUUCCAAAAGAAGAUCACGUAUCUUAACAUCGCCCAUGCCUGCUUCCUUUCCUAUAGCAAGUGUGGACACUUGCUCUCUACCGAGUUCUAUCUCGGCGAUUACUCCUUGAAUCUCAUGACAUUGAAGGACGAAAUCAAUUCCGCUUUUGACAACUUUGAUAGAACAUUGUUUGAUGAGUGUCUAAUCAUUCAUGGACUGAAGUACGUGAGCCACAGACCCAUUGAGCUGCGAACACCCCACGCUAUCUGGUACAAUCUGUCCUUGACCGCGGUGCAGUCCACGGGAAUUGAUCAUCCCAAUCAUCAUGUUCUGUCUCAUUGCGUUUCUACCGCGGAGCCCGGUAGUGACUUUCGAAAGUGAUAACUGUACCAUAGUACGAUGGCCCGCUAUUCAUUCAGCGGGGACAGUCUUACGGGUGUCUACGAUACAGUCCUGCCACAUCUACUGAGUGCUGAUCUUUUGACAGCCACUACUGGUACUAGGCAUAGCUAGUAUGUGUUAACGAGCUACUGCAAGGUCUUACCAACAUUUUGUGCAACACAGGCAAGAAAACAUGGCCAUUUACGCCCCCAGUCACCCUUCCCUUUCCACACUCAACAGGUACAACUAGUACAGUUGAUCCGCAAUCAAAGUUUUCAAAUAAGGCAACUUUCCUGUGACCAUCGCAUCGCAAAAUGCGACCAUGGCUCCUGUCAACCAACUACUUUGAAU